CCGGCAGGGCUGGCCCGGAGGAGGAGGAGGAGAGCGCUGGGCAUGGCGGCGCCCGCAGCGCUGCAGCGGAGCGUGGUGGCCCCCGCGGGCAGGCACACCGCCUCCCUCAUCUUCCUGCACGGCUCAGGUGAUACUGGCCAAGGAGCAAGAGCAUGGAUAAAACAGAUUUUGAAUCAAGACAUGGCAUUCCAACAUAUAAAAGUAAUUUACCCAACAGCUCCUGCCAGGCCAUAUACACCCAUGAAAGGAGCCUUUUCCAAUGUGUGGUUUGACAGGUAUAAGAUCUGUAAUGACUGUCCUGAACACAUUGAAAGCAUUGAUUCCAUGUGCCGGGGACUUACAGACCUGAUCAAUGAUGAGGUUAAGAAUGGCAUUGCCAAGAGCAGGAUACUCAUAGGAGGCUUUUCAAUGGGAGGUGGAAUGGCAAUGCAUUUGGCCUUUAGGUUUCAUCAGGAUCUGGCAGGAGUCUUUGCCUUGUCCAGUUUUCUGAAUAAAGACUCUGCUGUGUACCAGGCUUUGAAAAGAAAUGAAAGUGCUCUUCCAGAAUUAUUUCAGUGCCAUGGAACUGCUGAUAAUCUAGUUCUCUACUCAUGGGGUGAAGAGACCAACAAGAUGUUAAAGUCUCUGGGAGUAUCAACAUCACUUCAUACUUUUCCAAACCUCAAUCAUGAGCUGAACAGAACUGAAAUAGAAAAAUUAAAAUCCUGGAUUAUAAAGAAAUUGCCUGUUGAAGCACCAAAGGCUAAUGAAUAAAUGAAGAUCCAGCCUCAUA
Messenger RNA from Melospiza melodia melodia, 772 nucleotides. RefSeq names its product lysophospholipase like 1 (gene LYPLAL1). The transcript has 5 exons. Gene Ontology annotation, molecular function: palmitoyl-(protein) hydrolase activity; carboxylic ester hydrolase activity. The record is from RefSeq and is a predicted model, not a curated record. Bases 43 to 753 code for a protein of 236 amino acids. Lineage: Eukaryota; Metazoa; Chordata; Aves; Passeriformes; Passerellidae. Gene Ontology annotation, cellular component: cytoplasm. Gene Ontology annotation, biological process: protein depalmitoylation.